This is a messenger RNA of Anopheles darlingi, 8346 nucleotides long. RefSeq names its product TATA-binding protein-associated factor 172 (gene Hel89B). The transcript is spliced from 6 exons. The coding region runs from base 1448 to 7660 and encodes 2070 amino acids. NCBI's taxonomy places the organism in Eukaryota, Metazoa, Arthropoda, Insecta, Diptera, Culicidae. The record is from RefSeq and is a predicted model, not a curated record. Gene Ontology annotation, molecular function: TBP-class protein binding; ATP binding; ATP-dependent chromatin remodeler activity.
AAAAACUUAUUCAACAAUAGAAUUUUGAUUGUUGUAUACCAAAUAGCAAGCGAUUGGCUACAAUGGGGAAUGACAAGCCGCGUCGAUUUAUUAAAACAUAUUUCAUCUCAAAACCAUCACCUAAUAAUCUUCCCACAUUGUGUUUGAGUAUGCCUUUAGCAAAAAUAAAUAAAUCGUGAUUGAUUUGUUAAAGCAAAAAUCGCAUGAAACCUCCUCUUCCCCGAUCAACUGACCGUAGAUGGUCAAACCCCCCCCCCCAAACUGUUGUCUUGCACUGUUGUUCGCAAACAAACGGAAAACCAAAACGCGAUCCCUUAUGAGCAUAUUGGUGGUUUUCUUAACCAGUCCGCAAUUAGCAGUCUGAAAACCCGAAGUACUAAUCGUACAGCAAUUAGCAACCAGAUAUGAAGCUCUUUAUGGGCUCUGGGCACUGGUUGUGUCGCUGAGUCUGGCAAAUCAAUUUAUGUUUUUAUGGACACAAACUCCCAUGCCCAUCGAUUCUUAACCGUCACGACAAGCCCUCAAUACACUCUAUAUUGGUGGUGGUUGCUGGUGGUGUGAAUUGUUCAUCUUUGAUGCUCUUUGCAGCUGCCCCAUAAAACAGGGCUGCCGCGCUUCUUCCACCAGCCAAGUCCAAGUAGAACUUCUCGGAUCUCGAGUUCCAGAACUAUAAAACUCUUUGCUGCAGCUGCCUUCGACUGGAGCGACGAAGACGACGACUACGACCACGACGACGACGAUGACGAAAGCCAUCAUCCAGCUUCAGCAGCAGCAGCAGCAGCAGCAGCACCGAGCGGUGCUGUUGUUGAUGCUUCUCUUUCGCCAAACAGACACACACCACAUGUCCCUCCCCCCUCGCCUUCCAAAAAGGCCUCCGCCAACAGAAUGCUGUGUGUGCGUGUCUGGGGCUGUUGUGCUGACGGCAGACUAUAAUUCUGGGAUCCAAGCAAGCAUCAUCACCAUGGACGCGGGAUCCAUCCCAACCACUAGCAUUUCGACUGCACUUGCGCUUUUCGGCACCAGCGCGCACUUAUCUGUCGGUUCUGUACGCUUCACGGUUCGGUCCCGGUCCGGUUUCGGUCUGCUCCGGUUACGUUCUAGUUCUCGGAGACAGUUCGCUUCCGUUCUUGAGCUGGCGCGGUUGUGUCCGCGCUUCGCUCUCGCGCUCACAGCGCUGCACAUAGUGUCGGUCGGUGAUUCCAGUCCAGAGUGACGAGGAGAGAGGUGUGUGUUCCUGUGUGCGUGUGUAUGUGUGUGUGUGUGGUGCCUAUGUGCGUUGGAGAUCAUAAAAUCACGGAAUCAUCUCGAGCAGUAGGUUUGUGCAGCGGAUCACUAGUGUCCUUCCGUCGAUGCUGAUGAUGAUGAUGUCGAGAAUGAUGUUCCAGCGUUGAUCUAGGGACUUUUUGUUUGUAAUAGAAACAAGCGUCUGUCAACCCCCGGCAACGCGAUGACUUCGAGAUUGGACCGGUUGUUUAUCCUGCUCGAAUCGGGCUCGGCUGCAGUGACGAGGAAGGCGGCCGCCAAGCAGAUUGGCGAAGUGCAGAAGCUACAUCCGCAUGAGCUGCACAAUCUGCUCAGCCGUCUGCUGACCUAUCUGCACAGCAAUAGCUGGGAGACGCGCAUCGCGUCCGCCCAGGCGGUGCAGGCGAUUUUGGAGAAUGUACCCCAAUGGGAACCGAAGUGCUGUAACGAUGUGACGGUGAAAAAGGAGGAACCGGAAGAUGAGGAAGAGGAAGAAGACGAUACCCGUCAAGGGACCGUCGGCACCGGCCGUACCAGCGCCCAUCGUCACAAUCGUCUAUCGUUUGAUGGUUUCGAUCUAAACGCGGUCCUGUUCAAAGGAGCGCGUUUGAUGGGCUCCGAGGGUACGGAGUUUGAUCCGCUCGAGGAAAACGAUAUGGUGGAUCUGCGAGAGAAGCUAGCCCGUCAGCGGGCACUGCUGAACGAGAAGCUUGGCCUAAGCAGUGGUAUUAAUCUGGAGGAAAUCGUUACGCUGGACGAUGUGCGAUCGAACAACGGUGCAAGCCAUCGUGACGAUGCACCACCGCAGGAGAAGCUGGUACCGGUGCAGGAAAUUUUGCGCCUAAACCAACGCCGCUCAACGGUGGGAUCUGAUGCGUCAUCGGAUGGGUUGAGCUGUCGGGAGAAAAAUCGUGCCCGGCGAAAAGCGCGUCAACAGCAGCAAGCAUUCCCCAGCCUCAGUGGUGGUGCCGGUGGCUCAACUGCGUCAGCACCUACGAAUGGUUCGUCCAUGACAGGCCUCGGUGGUGGUGCUGCUACCCUCACGACGACCCCGGGCUGUGAUGAGGAGCCUGAUCGGAAGCGUAUCAAGACGGAGAAAGGCGAACACGUUGGCGCUCCCGGAGGAGGUGGAACAAUGCCAGCAACACCGACAACGGUAGCGAGUGGAUGGAAUGGUGAACCCGUACCGGAUCUUACCGGUGCUUGGGUAGAUGCGAUCGAUUGGCCAUUGGAAGCGUUCUGCUCGCGUCUCUUUCUUGAUCUCUUCAGUCCCCGAUGGGAGACACGUCAUGGAUCGGCUACGGCAUUGCGCGAGCUGCUGAAAACGCACUCACAGGGAGCUGGCAAGAGUGUCGGCAUGAGCAAGACCGAGAUGGAUCUUCAGCAUCAGCUCUGGCUAGAGGACGCGACGCUGCGUCUACUUUGCGUACUGGCGCUCGAUCGUUUCGGGGACUUUGUCUCCGAUCAGGUCGUGGCACCGGUUCGGGAAACUUGUGCCCAAGUACUCGGAACCGUCCUACGGCAGCUGCCGCUGGCGAAGGUACGCCAAUCCGUCGACAUCCUGUUGACGUUCGUGAAGCAGAAAGAGUGGGAAGUACGCCAUGGCGGACUGCUCGGCAUCAAGUACAUGCUGGUAGUGCGCGAAGACCUCGUCCAAGCCUUCCUACCCGUCAUCAUCAACGAUGUGCUGACGGGGCUGUUCGAUGCGGUCGAUGAUGUGGGUGCGGUUGCGGCCGCUACCCUUAUCCCGAUCGCUAGCUGGUUACCGAAGCUGCUAAGCCACUCGCAAGUGUCCCACAUCGUAAAGCUGCUGUGGGAUCUGUUACUCGAUCAAGAUGAGCUAGCGUCCGCUUGCAACAGUUUCAUGGGAUUGUUGGCUUCCAUCCUGAGCCUUCCUGCUGCCUCCAGCUGGAUCCAGAUGGAACCGAUGUCGAUACUGGUACCCCGUCUGUGGCCUUUCCUUAGCCAUUGCACCUCUUCCGUGCGCCGCUCGACACUGCAAACACUCAGAACGCUGACCACCAACACGACCACUAUCGCUAACUGGAACACCAACGGUGGUACCAACGGUCGCAACAAAGAGAAGACCGAAGAGGAAGAAGAACGGACAGCGAAUGGCACGGAGACGACGGUUCCGUCGGCAGCAGCAGACGAUAGCAUUUUGAAGCUUUCGCAUACGGACGGAACGGCGACGGCGUUGGGUCUGAACUUUGGUGUGAAGGAUUGGCCAUCGGCGCUACUACAGGAAGCAUUGCGUCACAUUUUCCAGCGUGUGCUGGUGGAGCACGUAGAAGACAUUCAAUCGUUGGCUGAGGACGUAUGGAACAAUUUGAUCGUGAAUGCGGAACUAUCGGCCCUUCUGCACGCAUCCUGUCCGUAUGUGUCCAGCUGGCUCUGUCUAGCGAUGCAACCGGUUCGGUUAGCGUUCGAUCCGUCCUCGCUAAUCUUUGCCAAACCGCCCAGCCACAGCGGAGCGACAAAUCGCGAGCGAAGGAGACAGUUUGAUUCAUUCGAGAGCAGCAGUGGAAGCCUUUCGGCGACGCACAUCGGCGGACAACAUCAGAAGCUGUUUCUAGGUGGAGCCGAAACGGUACCGCUGGAACUACGCGAGAAAAACGUCAUCCGGGCACGCUGCAAAGCAUCGCGUAUGAUCGGUCUGCUGUCUCGAUACCUGGUGCUGCCUGCACCUGGCGUCGAUUAUACACCGGAAACGGAGAGUCCCAUCGAUUGCUACACAAAAGUGCUGGUAGGGUAUCUGCAGUCCCGUUCGGCACUGCAGCGCCUUAUCGCUAGUCUGGUCAUUGCGUACUGGUGUGGUAUCGAUAGCACGAUUCAACCCGGGCCACCGGUGCUACAGGACCGGUUACGAGCCUGUCUGAAUGAGUACGUGUACUACGACGAGGUGGCCAUCCUGUUCACGCGCCUGCUACAAGAAUGUCGCGAUUAUCUAGCCACCCUGAAGCAGUACAAAGUGGCCCCACCGGAGUACGCCGAAGCGGGUACGCCCAAAGUGCUGACGCUGGAUCAGAUUUAUCAGAUCGCAACGACGGGUCCCGGUUGGUCCGGUGAGGAGGUACGAGUGAAACACUGCCUAAAGCCCAAAACUGCCGAUAUGCUCGAGGAACGGCGCCGUUGCCUGCUUUCCUCACACUCCGCCACAGCCCUCGAACAAACGACACUCCACAUUAGUACCCAAUCGUCGGUUUCCGGAGCCGUCGUGAGCCUGCGGUGCUUACCGGAGCGCCUGAAUCCGGUCGUUAAACCGCUGAUGGAAUCGAUCAAACGCGAAGAGUGCGAAUUGCUGCAGAACCUUUCGGCCCGGUAUUUAAGCGAGUUGCUCGAUCAGGUCACGGUGAGGACACCCUGUCCGAACAACAAAAUCGUAACCAAUCUCUGCACCCUGCUGAAGAGCGAUCCCGAGUUUACGCCCAAAGUACCGUGCCCGAGUAAGCUGCUGCAGCAGUUCGAUCCGAACAACACGACUGAGACGAACCCCUACCAUGGCAUCCUGACGCUGAUCAAGCAGCAACAGAAAAGCAAAGAUCAAACUACCAGCAGCGGUAAUAGCAGCAGUAAUGGUGGUGCUGGUAGUGCUGGAGGAAGUCCCCGUGGUCCUGGUAGACCGCCGGUAGUGGCCGCAGCGAACGUAGCGCUCGAUCUUUCCUCUUCUUCAAGCAACGCAACGCCUUCAACACCACACACGGAUGAGGGCACAGCGGGUAGUACGCAGGAAAAUGAGGAAACUAGUCGAAAGCAUGCCCGAACACAGCGGCUCGGUGCUACGGCGGCCAUUACAACUAUCUGUUCCCAUUUCGGACCGUUGCUACCCCGGAAGCUGCCGAUCGUUUGGCAGCUGUUGAUGGACAAGAUCAGUUCGUGCGUCACCGAGCAGUACAUCGAUCAACUAGGGCGUCAAGUGAUGGCACAGGAGGAAACGAAUGAUUUCAUGACAUCGCUACAGUUGCUAGAAGUGGCAGCACCCUUCAUCGAUACUUCGCUGCAUCGGAGUUUGUUCGAGUUGUUGCCGAAGCUAUGCCUACUGCUACGUCAUCCACUGAAAGCGAUACGGCAUAUGGUUGGCCGUUGCCUGGCAACGCUAGCAUCGGUUGAUGCCGGUACCGUGAUGACGCUCGUAAUCAAUGAGGUAGUUCCACUGUUGUCGUGCAUCGAAAAUGUCAUCAAACGUCAGGGUGCGGCCGAAGCGAUAGCUUGCAUCGUCAAUCGGUUACAAUUCGAAAUUGUACCGUACGUCGUGUUACUCGUCGUACCGUUACUCGGUCGGAUGAGCGAUCCGGAUCAAUCGGUACGACUUGUCUCGACGCACUGCUUCGCUACGCUCAUUCAGCUGAUGCCGCUCGAUGGACUGGCACUAGACAGCGGCAGUGGUAACGCUGAUAGUGCUGGUGGUGGUGGUAGCGGUACUUCACAAGUCCUUUCGGACGAUCUCAAGAUGCGCAAGAUGAAGGACAAACGGUUUCUGGAGUAUCUCUUUUCACCGAAAACGAUACCAGACUUUCAGCUACCUUUGAAGAUCAAUGCUGAACUUCGGAGCUACCAGCAAUCGGGCGUCAAUUGGCUGUGGUUCCUGAAUCGCUACAAACUGCACGGUAUCCUGUGUGACGAUAUGGGACUGGGGAAGACACUGCAAGCAAUCUGCAUCCUAGCUGCCGACCACCAUCAGCGUAGUGUCGAUCGUAACUGUGCACAGUUACCGAGCCUCGUCAUCUGUCCACCGACACUGACCGGCCACUGGGUGUACGAGGUGGAGAAGUUUCUUCCAACGCGAUUCCUACGCCCGCUCCAUUACGUCGGUUUGCCGGUGAGUCGCGAACAGCUACGGCACAAGCUGGGUACGUACAACCUGAUCGUUGCCUCGUACGAUAUCGUUCGGAAGGACAUUGAGUUCUUUGGUUCCGUCCAUUGGAACUACUGCAUACUUGAUGAAGGGCACAUUAUUAAGAAUGGCCGCACGAAAAGCUCGAAAGCGAUUAAGCAGCUGGUAGCGAACCAUCGCCUUAUACUGUCCGGCACACCGAUUCAGAACAACGUGCUGGAACUGUGGUCACUGUUCGAUUUCCUUAUGCCCGGUUUCCUGGGGACGGAGAAACAGUUUAGCACGCGCUUCAGCCGACCCAUUCUCGCCAGUCGCGAUCCGAAGAGUUCACCCAAGGAGCAGGAAGCCGGAGCGCUGGCGAUGGAAGCGCUGCACCGGCAGGUGCUACCGUUCCUGCUGCGACGCGUCAAGGAGGACGUACUGACUGAUCUACCGCCAAAGAUUACGCAGGACCUACUGUGCGAGCUCAGUCCGCUGCAGGAACGAUUGUACGAGGACUUUAGCCGAAUGCAUCUGCACUCGUCCGACAUCCGCGAGUGUCUCGAGCACAUCGAUGGCCAGCAGAUGGGGCCUGCCAAUAAGAAGACGCAUGUCUUCCAAGCUUUAAGAUAUCUACAAAAUGUAUGCAACCAUCCAAAGCUAGUCCUUACGCCAUCCCAUCCCGAGUACAAGGAUAUUGUCGGAGAGUUUACUCGCAACGGUGCCUCGAUGGAUGACAUCGAACACUCGGCAAAGUUGCCCGUUUUGAAACAACUGUUACUAGAUUGUGGUAUUGGAACCAACGAGGACGUGUCGGUGAAUCAACAUCGAGCGCUCAUCUUCUGCCAGCUGAAAGCCAUGUUGGACAUUCUGGAGAACGAUUUACUAAAGAAGCACUUACCAGCGGUAUCGUACCUACGGUUGGAUGGCAGUGUGCCACCGAGCACUCGGCAUCAUAUCGUUACCAAGUUCAACGGUGAUCCCAGUAUCGACGUGCUACUCCUAACGACACAGGUGGGAGGGCUAGGUCUCAAUCUGACCGGUGCCGAUACGGUUAUCUUCGUCGAGCACGACUGGAACCCGAUGAAGGACCUGCAGGCGAUGGAUCGGGCGCACCGUAUUGGACAGAAGAAGGUGGUGAACGUUUACCGGCUGAUAACGCGCAAAUCGCUGGAGGAGAAAAUUAUGGGCUUGCAAAAGUUCAAACUCCAGACGGCCAACACGGUCGUCAGUGAUGAGAACGCAUCGAUGGAGACGAUGGGCACCGAUCAGCUGCUCGAUCUAUUUACGCUCGCCGGCGACUGUGGAGGUAAACCCAAAGUCGAGUGUGCGAAGGGUCCCGAGACGCGACGGCGUAGCGCUGCGCAGCGUACGGCCUCAUCCAACGCAUCUGCCGGGGGUGGUCGGAUUGGAUCCGAAGCGAAUGGCAGUGGAGGCGACGGAGCACUAACUGCCACUGCAGGAGGAGCAGUAGGCUCUAAUCCAGCCCAGUUCCGCACGGUAUUGGAAAGUCUGCCCGAGCUGUGGGAUGAUCGUCAGUACCACGAGGAGUACGAUUUGUCACAGUUUAUAGAAGGUUUGAAGAAGAAACAGGAACGGCAUUAGAGAGGAAACAGGAGGGGACACUCUUUACGGUUAGUGUUAUGGAUGACUGAAGGGCGAUGAAACAAACUAACAAACAAACAAAAUAGAAGCGCCCAAGUGUGCAUCUGGUCAGGGCGAGCUUCCCGGUGAAGAGACUCCCCUCUAUAUCGGGAUGUUAGGCCGUUAGAAUAGUAAUUGCUACGUAAUGUGCAUCUACCUUUUCGCAAAUCCAUACAUUAUUUAAGUCUUCUUCCCUAAGAAACAUAAGCUAACUGGGCCUAAACGUCGUGUUUUUUUUUUUAACAAAUUUCAUUUUGGUUCACAACCAUGCUUCAAAUGAUGAAUGAAAGAUCAGUUCUAGGAUGUAAGUGAAUAGCUUUCUAGUGGCAGACAUAUUACAAAGAGAAUUCCUACUUUAUGUAUUAAGAAGAUGAAGAAAGAGAAAAAGUUUGUGUGUGUGUGUGUGUGUGUGUGUACGUGUGUUUCAGGGCGGACAAAUAGUGAAAACAUUGGAACAAAUUCUUCCUCGAAAGUAGAAUGCCGUUUUGCCACUACAUAUGUUAAUACAUAAUUGAAAUAGGAAUUAGGUUGCCCUAUUGUCCAUUGGUCAAUGAGACGUUAGGCAACGGACUGCAGCGAGAAGGAACUGAAAAUGUAUUUAAAAAUUACGACGAAUAAAUGCAAAACCAUUUGCGCUAAGAUGAGAU